CACCAUGUUGCCACCUGGCUUCUCCUCUUCGGUGCCAGUGCUUCGAAAAGCCACCAUUUUCUCUCUCUUUCCUCAUAUUUCUCUCUCCUUCUCUCUUGUUUAUCCCCUUUUCUUCCCUGUGCCACUCUAUUCUGUCCCGAUUCUUCCAUUUUCUACCUGAGUAAGUAUAUUCAUCCGAUCCCCCUUUUUCAUUCCCAAUUUCCCAGAUGGGAUCAUUCUUUUUUAUGUUCUCCAUCAUCCCUUUUGAUCCCAUCCUCUAAUAUUUCUGAUUUGCCCUUGAUUUCCAUUCUUUUUCACUCAAUCUGUAUCGAUUUUGUUCGGGACUGAUUUUUUCUCACGAUUAUCUGCAUUCUAACGCCCCUCCCCCCAUUUUUCUGGGUUCUCUUUUUUAUGUUUAGCCAUCCAGUUGCUGGCUUAGAUGGUAUGCAGCUACAAUAUAAGGAAUGUGAUUGCUCAGGCUGGACAUAUAGGAAUAAUCAAUAGAAGGGUCCAAAUCAGUAAUAUCUGGAGGAGUUUGCCUUCCAAUCUUGGAUUUGUUCACACCUGGAAGCGUGAAUAUAGAACAAGUCUCAUGAUGAUGGUAGAUACAGGUGCAUCUGAAAACCGUGGGCCGAUUGUUGAUAAGCAUCCAGAGAAAGAUGAAGAUGGUGGCUAUACAAGUGGAGGAUGGAAAAGUGAAGAUGGGAGACUUAGUUGGGGGUAUUCAAGUUUCAGAGGGAAGAGGGCAACCAUGGAAGAUUUCUUUGAUAUUAAAAUGUCGAAGGUCGAUGGUCAAACUGUCUGCCUUUUUGGCAUCUUUGAUGGUCACGGUGGGUCCCGAGCUGCAGAGUUUUUGAAGGACCAUCUCUUUGAGAAUCUAAUGAAGCACCCAAAAUUUUUGACGGAUACCAAAUUAGCUAUCAGUGAAACGUAUCAACAGACAGAUGCUGAAUUUUUAAAUUCGGAAAAGGAUACUUUAAGGGAUGAUGGCUCUACUGCUUCAACUGCUUUGCUGGUUGGCAAUCAUCUCUAUGUUGCCAAUGUUGGAGAUUCACGUACUAUUAUAUCAAAGGGAGGUGAAGCUAUCCCUCUUUCUGAGGACCAUAAACCAAACAGAACUGACGAGCGGAGGAGAAUUGAAAAUGCUGGGGGUGUUGUCAUGUGGGCUGGCACUUGGAGAGUAGGAGGAGUGUUAGCAAUGUCCCGUGCUUUCGGUAACAAGAUGUUGAAGCAGUUUGUUGUGGCGGAUCCCGAUAUUCAGGAUCUUGAAGUAGACAAGGACAUCGAGUUGCUUGUUGUUGCAAGCGAUGGACUUUGGGACGUGGUACGCAAUGAGGAUGCAGUAUUAGUGGCGGGGAAGGAAGAUGAACCUGAGGCAGCUGCUCGGAAGCUAACUGAAGCAGCGUUUACGCGUGGCAGUGCUGACAACAUAACGUGCAUUGUGGUGAAGUUUCAUCACGAGAAUGCAGGUCCUGUGGCAGAGAACUAAGAAUUUUGUAUUGCAAUGUGUAGAUUCUUUUUCUAGAGAGGCGAGAGAGAAGAAAGAAAACUUGGAUAUUGGGUGUUAAUUAAUUCUGCACCUUCAGCAAAAUGGGUGUGCAUAAGAGCUGAUUUGUUUAUUCAUUGGUAUUUUGUAAUUUGGUUUUCCUCAAUCUUAUUUUAACUGUUCAUUCCACAUAUCUGUAUGCUCUUUCUGUCUGUAAACUCUGAUACAGAACAAGUUAAUCUAGUUUUAUUCUAAUGCUUCUAAUUGGUAACUCAUACAAGUUGUAUUUA
Molecule: messenger RNA, 1755 nt
Organism: Cucumis sativus (cucumber)
Lineage: Eukaryota; Viridiplantae; Streptophyta; Magnoliopsida; Cucurbitales; Cucurbitaceae
Product: probable protein phosphatase 2C 76
Exons: 9
Coding region: 419-1468 (349 amino acids)
Biological process (GO): protein dephosphorylation
Cellular component (GO): cytosol; nucleus
Molecular function (GO): protein serine/threonine phosphatase activity; cation binding
Source: RefSeq, a predicted model, not a curated record